AAGUUGCAGGAGCAGCAACCGCAGAUCUGUCAGCAUCACCUCGGCGGCAGUUUCUCUCGCCAUCCGGGUCCUCCUCCACCUGCCUGUCCGGGAGCGGAGGGGUCGCUGCUCGGACGGUCCAGCUUGUGUAGCCCGGUACAGGAGCACCAGGAGAGGGCAGCGGGCAUUCCCUCUCCCGGUCCAUCACUGUUUCAGUCUCCAAUAGGUUAUCAGUAAUGGGAUAUUCUGGCUGAUUUUUUUUUUUUCCUGUUGUCCGACAUAAAUAAAAAUGACGAAUUUAAAAAGACUGUUUUUAGGAAGGAGAUUUAUGCACUGGAAGAUUGGUGCUGUAACACUUAUUUUUAUGGGAUUUGUAUUUUUAAUACAAAAAGAAGUGGUUGAUAGAGAGAAUGAUGAACUUGGAGUCCAUGGAGGCUCACACAAAAAGAAGAAAAUGCUGGACAUGAUGAUGGAAGCUGUGAACAAUAUUAAAGAUGCUAUGCCAAACAUGCAAAUAAAUGCACCUGUUAAACAAAAUGACAAUGAUGGCAAGAGGGCAUGUUUGCCUGGAUAUUACACCGCAGCAGAGCUUAAGCCUUUCCUUGAAAGACCUCCUCAGGAUCCAAAUGCUCCAGGAGCUGCUGGGAAACCAUUCAAAGCAGACAAGCUCACCCCAGAAGAGGAGGAAGAGCGGGAUCGCGGCGAAAAGAAACACUGCUUUAAUGCUUUUGCUAGUGAUAGGAUAUCAUUGCAUCGGGAACUGGGUCCAGAUACAAGACCUCCUGAAUGCAUUGAGCAAAAAUUCAAGCGAUGUCCUCCCCUGCCCACUACAAGUGUCAUCAUUGUGUUUCACAAUGAAGCGUGGUCCACGUUGCUCCGAACAGUUUACAGUGUCAUGUACACAUCCCCUGCAAUACUUCUCAAAGAAAUUAUAAUGGUAGACGAUGCCAGCGUGGAUGAUUAUUUAAAGGAUAAACUGGAUGAGUAUGUGAAGCAAUUUCAAAUCGUUAAAGUGGUCAGACAGAAGGAAAGAAAAGGUCUCAUUACAGCUCGCUUGCUUGGUGCUUCUGUAGCAACUGGAGAUACACUGACGUUUUUGGACGCACAUUGUGAAUGUUACUAUGGUUGGCUCGAACCUUUGCUGGGAAGAAUUGCAGAAAACCAUACUGCUGUUGUCAGCCCAGACAUUGUUACUAUUGACCUUAAUACAUUUGAAUUUAGUAACCCUUCACCCUAUGGAAAUAAUCACAACAGAGGGAAUUUUGAUUGGAGUCUCUCGUUUGGCUGGGAAUCUCUUCCUAGCUCUGAAAGGAAGAGAAGGAAAGAUGAAACCUAUCCAAUAAAAACACCAACUUUUGCUGGAGGCCUCUUCUCUAUUUCCAAAGAAUACUUUGAGUACAUUGGAAGUUACGAUGAAGAAAUGGAAAUCUGGGGUGGAGAAAACAUAGAAAUGUCAUUUAGAGUUUGGCAGUGUGGUGGUCAGCUGGAGAUCUUGCCAUGUGCUGUUGUUGGCCACGUCUUCCGUAGCAAGAGUCCUCAUACCUUCCCUAAAGGGACCCAGGUUAUCGUCCGUAACCAAGUCCGUUUAGCAGAAGUUUGGAUGGAUGAUUAUAAAGAAAUAUAUUAUCGGAGAAACAGAGAAGCAGCCAAUAUAGUCCAGGAGAAGUCCUAUGGCGAUCUGUCUAAGAGACUUGACCUGAGACGUCGUCUUCAGUGUAAGAAUUUCUCUUGGUAUCUGAAGAAUAUUUAUCCUGAGGUGUAUGUGCCCGAUCUAAAUCCCCUAAUAUAUGGAGACAUACAAAAUGAAGCCAGACAAUUGUGCUUGGAUGUUGGAGGUGAUAAUCACGGAGACAAGCCCCUCAUUCUCUAUACCUGCCAUGGGCUUGGAGGAAAUCAGUAUUUUGAGUACACUGCAAGCCACGAAAUUCGACAUAAUAUCCAGAAGGAGCUGUGCCUUCGCGCUAGUAAUGGGCCACUGCUCAUUAAACAGUGUGCCAGUCGAGGGAGUGGGACCUCAAUGGAUCCCGAGGAGAAAUGGGAGCUGCUAAAGGAUCAACUGUUGUUCAAUCCCGCACUUAACCUGUGCCUUACUGCGAAUUCAGCCAAUCCAAGUCUUGUACCGUGUAACCCUUCAGAUCCAUUCCAACAAUGGGUGUUUCGGAAAAGCACAUAAACCCCAUGUAAGAGGUCCAGUUCUCUUCAACGCUGUGAUAAGUAUACACUGUGGCAUUUUAUGCAAAAACAGCUGACUAUAAUUAUGCUGGAAACAACAAAAAAAAAGAUACAACAAACCUGUUGUAUUACAAAAGUAAGAACACUCUGAACAUUACAUCAACUGAAAA
Spea bombifrons (plains spadefoot toad) is the source of this 2321-nucleotide messenger RNA. RefSeq names its product polypeptide N-acetylgalactosaminyltransferase 3 (gene GALNT3). The transcript is spliced from 11 exons. The record is from RefSeq and is a predicted model, not a curated record. Lineage: Eukaryota; Metazoa; Chordata; Amphibia; Anura; Pelobatidae. Gene Ontology annotation, cellular component: Golgi apparatus. The coding region runs from base 269 to 2152 and encodes 627 amino acids.